AUGUCCGACAACGGGGACGUCGAGGUCUCCUUCCCUGUCCUGCCCAAGGAGGUUCUGGCCGAGCAGGGCAGCAUUAAGCUGUUCAACAAGUGGAGCUACGACGAUGUCGAGAUCCGUGAUAUCUCCUUGACCGAUUAUAUCCAGAUCCGCUCCCCUGUCUACCUCUCCCACUCUGCCGGUCGCUAUGCCGCCAAGCGUUUCCGCAAGGCUCAGUGCCCCAUCAUCGAGCGUCUUACCAACUCUCUGAUGAUGAACGGCCGCAACAACGGAAAGAAGCUCCUCGCUGUCCGCAUUGUCGCCCACGCCUUCGAGAUCAUCCACAUCAUGACCGACCAGAACCCUCUCCAGGUCGCCGUUGACGCCAUUGUCAACUGCGGUCCCCGUGAGGACUCCACCCGUAUCGGUUCCCAGGGUACCGUCCGUCGCCAGGCUGUCGAUGUCUCUCCCCUCCGCCGCGUGAACCAGUCUAUCUCCCUGCUCACCAUCGGUGCCCGCGAGGCCUCCUUCCGCAACAUCAAGUCCAUUGCUGAGUGCCUUGCUGAGGAGCUGAUCAACGCCGCCAAGGGUUCUUCCAACUCCUACGCCAUCAAGAAGAAGGACGAGCUCGAGCGUGUUGCCAAGUCCAACCGGUAA
Penicillium soppii is the source of this 633-nucleotide messenger RNA. RefSeq names its product 40S ribosomal protein uS7. Gene Ontology annotation, molecular function: mRNA binding; rRNA binding; structural constituent of ribosome. Gene Ontology annotation, biological process: ribosomal small subunit assembly; translation. Gene Ontology annotation, cellular component: cytosolic small ribosomal subunit; ribosome. Lineage: Eukaryota; Fungi; Ascomycota; Eurotiomycetes; Eurotiales; Aspergillaceae. The transcript is spliced from 4 exons. The record is from RefSeq and is a predicted model, not a curated record. Bases 1 to 633 code for a protein of 210 amino acids.